Plasmodium reichenowi is the source of this 1719-nucleotide messenger RNA. Its product is annotated as serine/threonine protein kinase, FIKK family. The record is from RefSeq and is a predicted model, not a curated record. Gene Ontology annotation, biological process: protein phosphorylation; intracellular signal transduction. NCBI's taxonomy places the organism in Eukaryota, Apicomplexa, Aconoidasida, Haemosporida, Plasmodiidae. The transcript has 3 exons. Bases 1 to 1719 code for a protein of 572 amino acids. Gene Ontology annotation, molecular function: ATP binding; protein serine/threonine kinase activity.
AUGGAAUAUUUGUAUUUCAUUUUUCUAGUUCUUAGCAUAAUACAGAUUAAUCACAAUACUGUAUUUUAUAGAGCUUUGAAAAAGCGUAGAUAUUUAAGUGAGAAUACUACUGAAAAUGCAAUAUCAACUAAAUUAUAUUCUGAUGAGUGUUACGAUAAAAAUGGUGUUAUAAAUGAUAAUAAUUCUGUUGUUAAGUAUAUAUAUGAAGAAUAUGAAUCAUAUAAAAGAAUAAAAAAAAAAAAUAAACUGUGUAAAAAUAUAUUAUCAGAAAAUAAAUUAUCAGAAAGUAAAUUAUCUGAAUGUACAUUACCUGAAAGUAAAUUAGCUGAUAGUAAAUUUUCAAAAUAUAAGUUAUCUAAUGAUAAUACUAAUGAAAACUUGAAAUCUCAUUCACACCUAAAUAGUUCUCCAUCUACUUCAAAUUCUGGGUAUUACCUUGAUUCUAAGUGUAAUGAUAACAUUAAUGAAAGUAAUAGUGCCACUAAUGAAUUGAUAGAAAAGAAUGUCUCGAUUAAAUAUCCUAUAUAUAACUGGGAGUUAGGUAAAGCAUGUUUAAGUAAAUAUUUGGGACAUUCGAAAAAUUAUUUUUUAAAUGGUGUAAAAUUUGAUGAAUGGAAAUUAGUAUACCUUGAAGACAGAUGUUACAAUGAAAAAAAUGGUAGAGUUCAUAAAGUGCUUGAAACUGAAAUUACAGGAAAUAAUGAAAAUAAUAAAAGAGAAUUAAAAUUAUUUAUAAAAAGAAUACCUAUAGAUAUGUGGUUGAAACAAUUUGAAAUGAUGGAUACAUAUAAUGGUGAAUAUAUUGUACGUGCAGAAAAUUUUGUAAUGGAAGCAACUGUAUUAUCCUUUUUAAGUGCUUAUUAUCCUGGUAUAUGUCCAAAAUUUUAUAAGUUAUUAUAUAAUCCGGAUAAUUACUACAUGGAUGAAAAGAUUUCAUCAAUAAAUAAUAUAAAUGACAUCGGUAUAUUUAAUAAAUUAUUAAGUGAUAGUUUAAGAAUGGAUAUAAGUGGAUAUAUAUUGUUGGUAUCAGAAUCAUUUGGUGAAGAUUUAGAAACAUAUUUAUGUACUAUAAAUAAUAAGAAAAAAUUAAAAAGUCGUAAAAAGAAUAAAAAAAAACUUUUAUUUGAAUCUUUAAAAUUAAUUAAUAAAUUACAUCAAGCAGGAAUAUGUCAUUUGGAUUUUACAUUAGAUAAUAUAUUAAUAUCAAAAGAUGGUGAUAUGAGAUUGUGUGAUUUUGCUAAAAGUACUCCAAUGUAUAGUUAUUAUUUAAGACAUACAAAAAAAAUGGAUAAUUUAUGUUUAUUUCAAUCAUGUAUUACUAGUGUUGGAAAAAAUAGAUAUGUCCCUCCUGAAUGUUGGGUUUUGGAAAGACGUUAUUCAAGAGUGAGUACAAAAUAUCCUUUUGAAUAUCUAGAAGAAAUUACUGAUGAAGAAGAAAGGAAAAAAUAUUAUUUUGAUGUUUCUUGUGCAGAUAAAUAUAUGCUUGGAAUUGUUUUUAUAGCUAUUUGGAAUAAUAGUUAUUUAUGGUAUAUAUCAGAUCCAAUAAUAGAUUUAAAUUAUUUAAAAUACAAGAAGUGUAAUAUGAAUUUUAAUAAAAUAUGGACCACCUUUUUUUGGCCUAAAAAAUUGAAGAUAAUUCUAAGGCAAUUAUUGGAUUUAGAUCGUAGGAAAAAUUUAAAUUUAAAUGAUUUGAUUAAUGAUCCUUGGUUUACUAGAUAA